Budorcas taxicolor (takin) is the source of this 393-nucleotide messenger RNA. RefSeq names its product prostate and testis expressed 2 (gene PATE2). Bases 1 to 393 code for a protein of 130 amino acids. The transcript is spliced from 4 exons. NCBI's taxonomy places the organism in Eukaryota, Metazoa, Chordata, Mammalia, Artiodactyla, Bovidae. The record is from RefSeq and is a predicted model, not a curated record.
AUGGAGAUCAACCAGUGCCUUCCACAGGCAACUGCACAUGACCAAAGUCCCAGGAUGUCUGUUCUGUUUCUGCUGCCCGUUGUCAUUGUAGUCUGCAUGAGUAAGGGCGAAUUUUAUGAACAUAUGAAAGAGCCAAUGAUGUGUUACAAAUGUAAAAGAUAUCAUCUCGGGAUAUGCUAUGAAUCCAUGAGGUCCUGCACCCUGAAGUACAAACAGACAUGUGCUGUUGAAAACGUUUACUUCCUUACCAAAAAAGGGCGGAGUAUGUAUUUUUAUUCAAAACUGUCAUGUAAGGCCAACUGUGAAGACAUCAACUUCUUAAGUUUUGACAAGAGAACAGAGCUCAUCUGUUGCAAACAUAAAAGCUACUGCAACCUCCCCGAAGGUGUCUAA